Phodopus roborovskii (desert hamster) is the source of this 1392-nucleotide messenger RNA. RefSeq names its product chromosome unknown C9orf152 homolog (gene CUNH9orf152). Bases 357 to 1070 code for a protein of 237 amino acids. The record is from RefSeq and is a predicted model, not a curated record. The transcript has 2 exons. NCBI's taxonomy places the organism in Eukaryota, Metazoa, Chordata, Mammalia, Rodentia, Cricetidae.
CCCUACCCUCUACUUCUCUCUCACCUCCUCCUACCCACCCCGCUUCCUCGCACUCUCUACCCUCACCUCUACCCUUAACUCCUCGUGACUUCACUCCUUCCUUCUCCCCAUGCUCCCCCUUUCUGGCCCCUCCCCAAACCUUCCACUUGAGUUGAGAACUAACCUUUGCUGCUUCUCAUUCCUCCUCUUCCCACCUCCCCAUUCUGGUCCCUUCGAUUUCUUCUUCCCUCUCUCCUAAUCUUCCCAGCUUCUCUCCUUUCCCAGCUCCCUUCCUUCUGGUUCACUCUACCACCUACCCUUCUCCCCCCACCCUCCCCUCCCCCUGCCUCAGCCCUCAGUGUUUGCUUUUCUCCCGGAUGCGGAUGAAAGGGUUGGCUUGCCCGUGCCCUGCCCUACCCAACUUCUUGGCGCUGGGGGCCUGCUUAAUGGCUGAAGGUUCCCGGACUCAGGUGGCAGGUCAAGCGCCUGCUAUCAACAUCCAGUUCCUUCGAGCCCAGUAUGAAGGUCUGAGGAGACAGCAGAGGACCCAGGCCCACCUGAUGGUGUUCCCUAAAGAAGGGACCAUGCUUACUCCAGCUGAAUUGAUAACCAGUGUUGUUUGGAUUAACAAGGACAGAAAGAGCUCAUUGUCCCCGGAAGAAACUGACUCUGAGGUUGAGGGGAUGUUGGAGGAAGUGGACAGAAGCUGCCAUCAGUCUCCUGAGACUCCAUGGCACACAUACUUAGAGAUGCAUCGCUUGGUUCAAACCCUCCACCAGCAAGGGAACUUCAAAGGCUACCUCGUGGAGUCAGAACCCAGGCUGCCUCCAGAGGGAGACCCUAAUGUGUUGGAAAACAAUCAGAAGACUCAACAAGAAACCAAAGUCUUGGAGGCAGCCCAGUGUCAAAGUCAGGAGGAUGGUCUCCCUCUCCAGGCAGCAGGCUCCAGUUCACAAGCCAGUGUUCAGCAUCUUCCUCCCACAAAGAACUUGCACAGGUCUGGGAAAGCAGCUCACUACCCAUUUCCCCAGAGGAAACGUCCCAGGAUAUCCCAAGCUGCCCGGAACCUGGGUUUAUAUGGCCCACCCUGAAGUUUUCCACUCAGCCCUGUGUCUCAUCCUUGUGGCCACCAAUCAGCUCAUCAAGGAACAACACAGAGACACAACCAGACAGAGCCUUGAACAAUAAGCAACAAUCGGGCUACCCCAGUUGUCGGAAUCAUGGGAAAUGAACUUCUUAAUGAAACGUGCUCUCUUACCCACCCAGCCCAACUUUAGUUGUAUAGAAAAACAUCCCCAGUACCUGGAUGUUUUUCCAUGGUUAGGACCAGUAGAACAUUUGGUCCCAGAAGUAAAGCAGAAACCUUAACCAGAAGGAUAUUUUCACAGUCUGGGGAUCAGUGGUUACAGGACU